AUGGACAGGGAAAACAUUUGCGGUGACCCAGGCUCUGGUACACAACCGCGACAGAUGGAACAGACUGGUGCAAAGCUUGUCAUGACGGCAUCCCAACAUCUCCACCAGGAGUUACGGGUGCAAAAAGAAGAAGAUUCAACAGGUCCUGGUUGUGUCUCUGUGAAUAAAAUGCUGUGGACAUUGAUUCUUCUGAUUGGUUUCCUACCUGUUUCAGGUGCAUUGUGGGCAGAGCAGUAUGUAAGAGGAGUUGUGGGAAGAGUGAUCACAAUCGAUUGUCACUAUGAAGCAAAGUACCGCUCACACACAAAGUAUUGGUGCCGUGGAUGGAGUCAACAAUGUUCAGUUUUAGUGGAAACAAAAGGGCAACAUGGAUGGAGUGGACGAGUGUCAAUCACAAAUAACCCGGAACGGGGAAUAUUUACUGUUACUAUGGAGGAUCUUUGCUCUGGAGAUACAGGAUGGUACAGCUGUGGAAUUACAACACCAGGUGCUGAUCCGAUGUUUAAUGUAGAUCUACAAGUAUUUGAUGAACCUGUGUCUGUUCCUGUGGUUCGAUAUCUAUCACCAGCAAAUGUCUCACGUCUCGGGGGCUCAGUGUCAGUUUCCUGUGAGUCCCUCCAGGGAUCCCUUCCCAUUCAGUACAGCUGGUAUGAACAAACCUCAUCUGGGCAUCGAAAGGUAUCAGGCACCAAUGAACUGGCUCUGCAUUGUCAAUCCUUCAACCACCAGCACUAUCAAUAUUACUGUGGAGCCUCAAAUUGGAAGGGAGCAAGAUCCAGUGCAAUGGUUAAUGUGACAGUCUUCAACAAUGGAGAGAUCUGCAGUCAUGUGACAGCAAUCAAUGGCACCAUUUCAGGUGCUUUGUGGGCAGAAGAUGAAGUAAGAGGAGUUGUGGGAAGAGCGGUCACAAUCGAUUGUCACUAUGCUCCAGUGUACCGUUCACACACAAAGUAUUUCUGCCGCAAGGGGUCGCAAGUGGGGUGCACAUUGUUAGUGAAUACAAAUGGGCAAAAUGAGCAGUCUGGAAGAGUGACAAUCAGAGAUAACACAUCCCAGGGAAUAUUUACUGUUACUAUGGAGAAGCUUGUCUCUAAUGAUAAAGGAGUUUACAGAUGUGGAAUUACGACAUCUGGCAAGCAUCCAGUGUUUGAUGUGCAUCUACAAGUAUCUGACGAACUCGUGUCUGAUCCUUUGCUUCAAUUUUCUCCACCAACAAGUGGCUCAAGUUGUGGGGACUCCGUGUCAGAGUCUGUCCAUGGAUCCCUUCCCAUUCAGUACUCAUGGUAUGAAAAGACGCCAUCUGGGGAUUCAAAGAUCUCUGACACCAACAAACUGGAUCUACAUUGUCAAUCCUUAAAAUACAAAAAAUAUGUGUACUAUUGCAAAGCCUCAAAUGUUAAUGGAGAAGAGUCCAGUGAAAUGGUCAAUGUGUCCAUCUCCAACAGUGUCAGCACCUGCAGAAAUGUGAUUGAAGUCAACAGCACGGCUUUUGCUGAACGUGACAUAUUUCCUUGGAUCUAA
Messenger RNA from Hypanus sabinus (Atlantic stingray), 1521 nucleotides. Its product is annotated as polymeric immunoglobulin receptor-like. The record is from RefSeq and is a predicted model, not a curated record. Lineage: Eukaryota; Metazoa; Chordata; Chondrichthyes; Myliobatiformes; Dasyatidae.